This is a messenger RNA of Darwinula stevensoni, 1051 nucleotides long. The record is from the annotation of a GenBank genome assembly. Lineage: Eukaryota; Metazoa; Arthropoda; Ostracoda; Podocopida; Darwinulidae.
UAACUUUGAAAUUACCUUGUGCAAGACUGCAGUAACAGGCUCUGAAUCGACUUGAAUGGAUAUGAAUACCUGCUCUUACGCGUUUCUGCUUUCGUCCGUUUCAUUCCGACAACGUCGUCUUCAUUCCUGUGCGUUACAUUUUUCGGGAAAAUAUCCCAUAGUUUAUUUUUUGCUGCAGCGAGGAGUUAAAAAAAGAAACUUCCUGCUGCAAGCCAUCAGUUGAUUCAGCCUGCAAAACAGGCAUUAAGAAUAUAUUUUGGAAUCGAUUGAAACUAGAUCAAUUUUUAAAAUCGCGAUUAGAAUUAUUACUGGUUAAUCGGUUGAUUAAUUUGUCAGCCCUAAUAAAAACAUUCUCAGAUCCACUAAUACCCACCCCAAACCCAUGGGUUUCCCCGCGGUAAGGAAACCAGGAACCGAAUCAUCUAAGUUUCAACAGAGUCGAUCCAAAUCGAGCUUAUAAAUUGAACCGGAAUGCUGAAGUUGUCCGACACUUUUCGAUCGUUUCUCCCGAAUCAGCGGGGAAGGACUGCGAUGCUUGCCGUGCGAGAAGGUGGAAUGCCCGCGGGACUUCGACGCCUCCGAGUGCAGGGUCGGCGUCUCCACCGACGUCUGCGGGUGCUGCCCGAGGUGCUUCAGGGACGAGGGCGAGACGUGCGGAGGGCCUUGGUUCGUCGGGGGACGCUGCGGCGAGGGGAUGCGGUGCGAGAAGGGGCCGAGCCCCGACGGCGACUCGUACUGGGAGUUCAACGCGUAUGGCGUCUGUGUCGUUGGGUGCUCUGACGUCGAGGUCAUCGAAGCUCAGACUUGGAGGUCCCCCAUCCGAGUAAAGUCGAUGGUGAUCGAGUUUGGAGUAUGGAGACUCAUCCCCACACUCAUCCCCACAGUCAUCCUUGAAGUCUUUCCUCGGGAUCAUUCACUUCUUGCGUCUUUCGAGAUUGGAUCGCUUCGAGUCUUGGUGUCCCUCGUGGUCUCGCUGCUUCUGCGGCGUUUGUGGAACUCUUCAGGCAGUUGCGAUGGGUCCAUCGUCGCCUCGGUUUCGUGGGGUGAGUGA